Messenger RNA from Myodes glareolus (Bank vole), 1861 nucleotides. RefSeq names its product PDZ domain containing 11 (gene Pdzd11). Gene Ontology annotation, molecular function: protein binding. NCBI's taxonomy places the organism in Eukaryota, Metazoa, Chordata, Mammalia, Rodentia, Cricetidae. The record is from RefSeq and is a predicted model, not a curated record.
GGCUUGCUGGCAGCCAACAUCCGCUUCCGGUUCCUGGGCCGAAUUGGCCGCGAGCCAGGGCGCCGCAGAGAGAGGCUUGUUUGCCGGUGCGGUGGUGCUGCGUUAAGUGGUCGUGACCGGCUUUGCCUGAAAUGGACACCCGGAUCCCUUAUGAUGACUACCCAGUGGUUUUCCUGCCUGCCUAUGAGAAUCCCCCAGCAUGGAUUCCUCCUCAUGAGAGAGUGUACCACCCAGACUACAACAAUGAGUUGACCCAGUUUCUACCCCGAAUCGUCACACUGAAGAAGCCCCCCGGUGCACAGCUGGGAUUUAACAUCCGAGGAGGAAAGGCCUCCCAGCUAGGCAUCUUCAUCUCCAAGGUCAUUCCAGACUCUGAUGCACAUCGAGCAGGACUUCAAGAAGGGGACCAAGUUCUAGCUGUGAAUGAUGUGGAUUUCCAGGAUAUUGAGCACAGCAAAGCUGUUGAAAUCCUGAAGACAGCCCGAGAAAUCAGCAUGCGUGUGCGCUUCUUUCCUUACAAUUAUCAUCGCCAAAAAGAGAGGACUGUGCACUAGAGGCUUGCAGCACAUAGCCCUCCUUGUGGGAUCUGCCCGAGCAAGCCGGCUAGCCCUCUGAGACGCAGUCGGCAAAUUCUACCCUCAGCGCCUUCCUGGCUUAGCGGGUGGGGAGGAUGGGGAGCAGCUUACCAGCUGCAUUCUAUAUCACUAUAUCAACUGUACUGUCCUUGGAGUUCCCUUAGUUUCUUAGGUGAGUUUCAUUCCAGAAAAGGAGAAAGCUGGUGAUGGUUGUAGCCUGUGGAAAGCCAGCUGGAAAGCAUCUGGCAUUUAUCAGGUACCACAGAUGGGUCACUUAGCAUUUUAUUUGUAGAAAUCAGAAAAGAGAAUCUGGGGACCUUCCGUCUGAUUUGCAUAGCCAUGCCACCCAGUCCUUGUACAUAUACUUUGGAGUCCCAUACACUUGGGAGACUCCAAAGAAACACUGUUUUUACCCCUUCCUCCUCAUCCCCCCUAAAGUAAAAACACAGUACCAAAUAAAUGUGGCUUGAGUGAUACUAUAUGAAUAUAAAAUACCACUGAGGAAAAAAAACUACAACAACCAAACAGUGAAAGAAACAGCAACAUCAAACCUACUUCACAACUAUCUGUAUCUGGCUAGAAUACUUGGGAGGUUAAAGAACUUUAGCUGUAGAAUAACCAAGGGAAGCCUAGGGUCAAGGACCCUGUAGGCUAAAACUGCCCCUUCCCCAGGAGUGUUAGACUGUCUGCUACAGGGGCUGGUAUUAAUAUAUUCUUCUUUCCCAUGUUCUCUGAUCUGGAACUUAAACCAGGAAAGUAGCAUGGAUACAUUGCUUCUCACACGCAGCAGUAGGAAACUGGUUCGUGAUUUCCCACUUGUAGUUUGAGUAGAGAUAACUGCCAACUUCCUCCUUUUUCUGACCCCACCCCAAAUAACUUUUUGUCAUCCUAGAUAUUGAGUGACUGACCAUUAGAUACUGCAGAAAUCACAUCUGUGCCAUCUCCACUGACAUCAAAAUACCAUUCAGAAUUUAAAGUUUUUUUAUUCCCUCUGAAGAAAGUGCUACUGCAAUGAAAGCCCAAAUUUUGACUUAAAAAUCCUACGGAGAGUCAUCACGAUGGCUCUCUGGGUUGAUGUCUGAGUUCGAUCCCUAGGACCCACAUGGUGGAAGGAGAGAACUGAUUCCCAAAGUUGUCUGUUGCCCUCCACCUGCAGGCUUUGGCAUGCAAGCACAUACAGGAAUCCUGGGGAACUGAACUGAAUCUCUUCAUUCCUUCUGGAGAGUGAAUCUUUGGUUUGUGGGAGAACUAGAAAUCUACCUAUUUAAAUAAACAAGGUAAAUCAA